CCAAUUCACACGUACCCCCCCCCCUAGAUGCCUCCAAAGUUUGAUCCGAACCAGGAGAUCACCGUGAUCGUGCGUGCGGUCGGUGGUGAGGUGGCGGCUACGGCUUCUCUGGCCCCGAAGGUCGGCCCCCUCGGUCUCAACGCCAAGAAGAUUGGCGAGGAUAUCGCCAAAUCCACGAAGGACUGGAAGGGCCUGAAGGUCACCUGCGAGCUGCACGUGAAGAAUCGCGUGGCGACGGUGGUGGUGACUCCUUCGGUGGCUUCCCGCCUCAUCCGCGCCCUCAAGGAGCCGCCGCGCGAUCGCAAGAAGGUUAAGAACAUCAAGCACGACGGCAACAUCGCCUUCGCGGAGAUCAUCAAAAUCGCGAAGGAGGCGCAGCCGAAGUCGAUGGGGGCGAACCUGAAGUCCGUCGUGAUGGAGGUGCUCGGCACGGCCGUCUCCAUUGGCUGCACGAUUGACGGCGAGAGCCCGACGGAGAUCCAGAACAAGGUCCGGGAGGGGAAGCUGAAGGUUCCGAACUAAGCGAAACACUGCAUCAGCCCACUCCCGUCGAUGAGAACGGUACCUUACAGUGUGUAGGCGUUAUUGGUUUCUUUCGUACGAUGCUUCGUUUUUCUUUUGUCUUAAAUCCUCAUAUCAACCGCCGCUGGUGAGAUUUUCUGUCUCAUUUGUGUGCGAAUAUCGGGUGGGAUGGGAAGUCGGCAUUCGUGACGAGUAUUCCCUUCACCCAUGUUU
This is a messenger RNA of Phytomonas sp. EM1, 735 nucleotides long. The record is from the annotation of a GenBank genome assembly. Lineage: Eukaryota; Euglenozoa; Kinetoplastea; Trypanosomatida; Trypanosomatidae.